Molecule: messenger RNA, 4079 nt
Organism: Pelobates fuscus (common spadefoot toad)
Lineage: Eukaryota; Metazoa; Chordata; Amphibia; Anura; Pelobatidae
Gene: LRRC8D
Product: leucine rich repeat containing 8 VRAC subunit D
Exons: 2
Coding region: 159-2729 (856 amino acids)
Molecular function (GO): protein binding
Source: RefSeq, a predicted model, not a curated record
AGAGAGACAGCAGGCACUGUGGAUGAGAGCACAGAGAGAGACAGCAGGCACUGUGGAUGAGAGCACAGAGAGAGACAGCAGGCACUGUGGAUGAGAGCACAGAGAGAGAAGACACUGGAUGAAAGGAGGUACCUGCAGCGUGCUGGCUCAGCUCAGGAAUGUUCACCCUUUCGGAGGUUGCAUCACUUAAUGACAUACAACCCACAUACCGUAUUCUGAAACCAUGGUGGGAUGUAUUUAUGGAUUAUUUGGCGGUGGUCAUGUUGAUGGUUGCUAUAUUUGCUGGCACAAUGCAGCUGACCAAAGAUCAGGUUGUUUGUCUGCCAGUAUUGGAAUCUGCUGUAAAUACAAGGACUCCAAUGAGCCGAUCAAGUGAGAACAACCCACAAGUCACUUCAACGUUUGAAGAGACGACCAUUGUUGCCAAGGAAACUUUGCAAUCAACUCUUUCUCCUGUCACACAAGAGUUUAUAAAGAUUCCAUUAGUAAGACCUACAGGUUCUCAAAUCAAUCCAAGUGAAUCUUCAAAUCAUCAAUUGAAGAAAGAGGAAAGAGAUCCUGGAGGGAAAAAAACAAAUCUGGAUUAUCAACAAUACAUUUUCAUCAACCAAAUGUGUUACCAUGUGGCGCUUCCUUGGUACUCCAAGUAUUUUCCUUACCUUGCUCUGAUCCAUACAAUUAUAUUAAUGGUUAGUAGCAAUUUCUGGUUUAAGUAUCCAAAGACUUGCUCAAAAAUUGAACACUUUGUAUCGAUACUUGGCAAGUGCUUUGAAUCCCCAUGGACAACAAAAGCACUGUCCGAGACAGCAUGUGAGGAUUCUGAAGAGAAUAAACAGAGACUUACUGGUGCACAGUCCUUCCGUAAGCACCUCUCCAACAGCAGUGAAGAUGGAAGUCCAAGCCCAAGUACUCCAAUGAUCAGUAAGUCUGGACUUAAGUUCUCAGCUGACAAGCCUGUUGUUGAGUUUCCAAGUAUGACUAUUCUAGAUAAAAAGGAUGGCGAACAGGCAAAAGCCCUUUUUGAAAAGGUUAGAAAAUUCCGUACCCAUGUAGAAGACAGCGACUUGAUUUAUAAACUUUAUGUUGUCCAAACGGUUAUCAAGACUGUGAAGUUCAUUUUUAUUCUGUGCUACACCUUAACAUUUGUGACCGCCAUAAGCUUUAAACACAUCUGUAUUCCUAAAGUGGAACAUCUUACAGGUUAUCAGGAAUUUGAGUGCACACAUAAUAUGGCCUUUAUGUUGAAGAAGCUCCUAAUAAGUUAUAUUGCUCUGAUUUGUGUUUAUGGACUUGUUUGCUUGUAUACAUUGUUUUGGCUUUUCAGGAGGCCACUAAAAGAAUACUCAUUUGAAAAAGUGAGAGAGGAAAGCAGCUUCAGUGAUAUUCCUGAUGUAAAAAAUGACUUUGCAUUCCUUUUACACAUGGUUGACCAGUAUGAUCAGCUGUAUUCUAAGCGGUUUGGUGUAUUCUUGUCUGAGGUCAGUGAAAACAAAUUGCGAGAAAUUAGCUUGAAUCACGAAUGGACUUUUGAAAAACUGCGGCAGCAUAUCUCGCGAAAUGCUCAGGAUAAACAGGAACUGCAUCUAUUCAUGCUUUCUGGAGUUCCGGAUGCAGUUUUUGAACUUACUGACCUAGAAGUCCUAAGACUUGAGCUGAUUCCAGAAGCUAAAAUCCCAGCCAAAAUCUCUCAAAUGACUGCCCUUCAAGAGCUCCAUCUUUAUCACUGCCCAGCAAAGGUGGAACAAACCGCUUUUAGUUUUCUUAGAGACAACUUAAAGUGCCUUCAUGUGAAAUUUACUGAUGUAGCCGAAAUACCUGCAUGGGUCUACUUACUAAAGAAUCUACGUGAGUUAUACUUGAUGGGAAAUUUAAACUCUGAAAACAAUAAAAUGAUUGGGCUUGAAUCUUUGAGAGAGUUGCGACAUUUAAAGAUUCUUUAUGUAAAGAGCAACUUAUCCAAAAUUCCAUCUAACAUAACUGAUGUUGCUCCACAUUUAACCAAACUAGUCAUUCAUAAUGAUGGCACCAAACUUGUUGUACUGAAUAGCCUUAAGAAGAUGAUGAACAUUGCAGAACUAGAACUCUAUCAUUGUGAAUUGGAAAGAAUACCCCACGCUAUAUUCAGUCUCACCAACUUACAAGAAUUGGACCUGAAGUCAAACAGCAUACGUACCAUUGAAGAAGUCAUUAGUUUCCAACACUUGAAGAGAUUGACUUGCUUAAAGUUAUGGCACAAUAAAAUUGUGAACAUUCCUCAAUCCAUCUCACAGGUUAAGAACUUGGAAGCUCUUUAUUUAUCCAAUAAUAAACUUGAAGCCUUACCGGGGGCACUUUUCACUUUACUGAAAUUAAGGUAUUUGGAUGUCGGCCACAAUUAUAUCUCUAUGGUACCCCCUGAAAUUGGACUGCUACAAAACCUUCAGCACUUGUACAUCACUGGGAAUAAAGUGGAUACUUUGCCAAAGACCUUGUUCAAAUGUGUUAAAUUAAGAACUUUGUGCUUGGGACAGAACUGUAUAACUGCUGUGCCCGAAAAGAUUGGACAUCUUGUUCAACUCACUCAUCUGGAGUUAAAGGGAAAUUGUUUAGAUCGCCUUCCCUUUCAGAUCAUUCAAUGUCGCCUUCUUAAAAGAAAUGGACUGAUUGUGGAAGAUCAUCUGUUUGAUGGUUUGCCUUCUGAAGUGAAAGAAUCACUGGAACAAGAUAUCGCAUUUGCUAAUGGGAUAUAAAGAAAAUAUGUGCAGAGUUGAAAACCACAUUAACCAUUAUAGUAUUGUGUGAAAGGCCUAGAAAGGAAUUUUGAUCUUGGCUAACAAAUACAUUGCACUAUUUGGUUUUAUUCAAUAAGGGAAAUAUUUUUCCUCUCUAAAGGGGCACUGUAACUACUAUAGCAUACUGUAGUUCCUAUGGUUGAUAGAGUCUUUGGGUGGCAUUCCUUUGUCCUUUUGUGAAACCGUUUUGAAGAAUUUUGUCAAAAAUGAUGGAUUUUCCAGCACCCAAAUCAAAACCCCUCAGCCACAAACAAAUUCCACUUAUAUAUGAUCUGUCCAAAGCUUAGCUGCAUCUAGCACUCAUAGCUUAUUGUUGCCACAGAAGAAGGGAUAGAUUUGGUUAGACUUGUGCAAAAAUGUGGUUAGUUUGUAAACAAAUCGAUUCAUGCAAAUCAAUUUUUAUGUGGACAAAAACCAAUUUUGGCACAAUUCUAGAUUUGGACACAAUAUAUAAAUUAAAAAUUGACAUCUUGUAUGCGGUUGAGGAGCUGAACUUCAGGUGCUGGAAGGAAAAUAUACAUAUGUGUUGGCCUACACAAUACUGAAAAGAUGUUUGCUUAGUUUUUAUUUAAAAAAAUAAUAAUAAAAAAUGAUGCUUUUAAUAUAACCAAAAAUAUCUUCCAAAAAGGAAAAUGUGAAUUUAACCCUUGCCAUGACUUGCUCUUGCCACUUGUUUGUAAGUCAAUAAUAAUAAUUAUUAUAAAUAACCUUGGUAAAACUUCAGAUUCAUUAGUUCUUUUUUUUUAUUAUUUCUGUUCACACCGUCAACUAGUUUCUUCCAUCCACCAGGGCAAUUUGUCCUAAUCACAAAUACAUACCUGUGCUUGACGUAUCCAUAUUGUGUUUAGCCCAACAAUGUCAUGGGUGUAUAUUAUUUUUAUGUAAAAACAUAAAAGGAGUUUGGGAGGAUAUACAGGGAGUUACAUUUUCUAACAUUUCAUUCUAUGUGAAAGCUCAAAUAGAGAACGUGUCUUUCAUUUCAAUGAUCUUGGCUGUAGACUGCUAGAAACAGCCACUUGAUUUAAUAUGCUAUAUGCUGAUAUGCAAAGGCUUGGUCUCAAAAAGGUCUAAAGCAAAUCACAUUGCACUUAAGUUUGCAGCAUUAAUGCAGACAAAUUCUGCAGUAUUGGACAGUCUUUUGCUUUACAAUGCAUAAACAAAUAGUUGCAUUUCAAAUAAAGAUUUCUUAUCUUAAAGGGACACUAUAGCUUUAUGAAUGCAAACAUGUUAAUGUUUGUAUUCCUAAUGUUGUAGUGUUCUAUUUAUUAUUUAUUUAGACUCCGCUACCCCUUCACCCUGCAUGAAUUA